AAAUCAAUAUAUAGUUAACGUUAGCAUUAAUUUUUAACCGACACAACACACAUACAAACAUACACUAUGGCACCGGUAGAUCAAAUCAAUGAACCAGUGCUUCGGCACCUAAAUCAUUGCGAUGAUAUUGUUGCCCAAAAAAAUCACCCGACUGUCCACAACCAUCACCACCACAAACACCUACAACAACAAAACGGUAUCAACUCCUUGGGUAACAACACAUAUCGGCUACAGAUUGUUUGGCGUAAUGUCAUCGUUAUGUCUCUAUUACAUAUCGGUGCCCUGUAUGGCGCCUACCUGAUGGUUACGGCUGCCAAAUAUCAAACAGUUAUUGCAUGGUUUCUUAUGUUUGUUUGCUCAGGUUUGGGCAUAACUGCCGGCGCCCACCGUUUAUGGUCUCAUCGUUCCUAUAAAGCCAAUCUACCGCUGCGGGCACUGUUAUGCAUAUUACAGACAAUGGCCGUAGAAAAUAGCGUCUACGACUGGUGUCGUGACCAUCGGGUACAUCACAAAUACUCGGAAACCGAUGCCGAUCCACACAAUGCCAAUCGGGGUUUCUUUUUCUCGCAUAUCGGUUGGCUAUUGUGUCGCCGACAUCCCGAUGUCAUAAGCAAAGGUCAAACCGUCGACAUGAGUGACCUGUGGAACGAUCCGAUGCUCCGGUUUCAGCACCGAUACUAUCGGUCGAUGGCAUUAGUAUUUUGUGUGAUUGUGCCGACACUCAUACCCAUAAUGUUUUGGUCGGAAACACUUUAUAAUUCAUUUUUCAUAUGUUUUAUAUUCAGAUAUAUCUAUUUAUUAAACAGUACCUGGCUAGUUAAUUCAGCGGCUCAUAUGUGGGGUAAUCGUCCAUAUGAUGUAACCAUAAAUCCCAGAGAAACCAAUUUUGUCAACUUUCAGACUAUGGGCGAAGGAUAUCAUAAUUAUCAUCAUACCUUUCCCUGGGAUUACUCGGCCUCGGAGUUGGACUGGAAGUAUAACUGGAAUUUUACGACAUUUUUUAUCGACAGUUUCGCCCGAAUCGGUUGGGUAUCCGAUAGGAAACGUGUAUCACAUGAUAUGGUCAUCAGUCGAGUCGAUCGUACCGGUGAUAAACAGCUGACCACUGGCCAUAUAGCUAGCCAUCAAAGUUUUCCUCAAUAUUGUUUGAAACAUUUGACAGCCACUGGCAUCGGUAUGGCUCACCUGUGGAUACCGUUUUUCAUUAGGUUUAUAAUUAGUUUAGUCAACUAA
Molecule: messenger RNA, 1233 nt
Organism: Oppia nitens
Lineage: Eukaryota; Metazoa; Arthropoda; Arachnida; Sarcoptiformes; Oppiidae
Product: acyl-CoA desaturase 1-like
Exons: 6
Coding region: 67-1233 (388 amino acids)
Biological process (GO): unsaturated fatty acid biosynthetic process
Cellular component (GO): endoplasmic reticulum membrane
Molecular function (GO): iron ion binding; stearoyl-CoA 9-desaturase activity
Source: RefSeq, a predicted model, not a curated record